This is a messenger RNA of Rhipicephalus sanguineus (brown dog tick), 3423 nucleotides long. Its product is annotated as proline-, glutamic acid- and leucine-rich protein 1. The record is from RefSeq and is a predicted model, not a curated record. NCBI's taxonomy places the organism in Eukaryota, Metazoa, Arthropoda, Arachnida, Ixodida, Ixodidae. Gene Ontology annotation, cellular component: nucleus. Gene Ontology annotation, biological process: rRNA processing. Bases 111 to 2993 code for a protein of 960 amino acids. The transcript has 18 exons.
GUCCCAUAGCGUAGCUGCAGGAAGGUCUGGCAACCAGCCCACAUAAACACGCUGCGUUUGGUGUCGUGGUCCGUGGUCACUUGCGAGCAUCCGGCUCGGGUCUUUUGAGCAUGUUUACGGUGCUCGAACGUUCUUUCGACUCUAAACAGUCGCCCAAGAGCAAACUAAACUUCCUAGAAGCCUCGCACGCCAACUCCGACUACUUCGGCCAGGCCGACUUCACGCCAAAGGUCGUCGCUACCAAAGUUAAAUCGUUACUUCAAUCUCAAAAGACGAGCUAUGAUGCGUUGCUCCUGCUGGACUGCUACCUCAGCACAUUUCCAGCUGGCAUUGUACAGGCAGAUGCCCUUUUCUGGACACGGUCUAUCAUCCACCUUCUCGCUGGCAAGCGGCCUCGGGGGGCCCAGCGAGCAGGCUGGCGUUUGCUGUGUCGCCUGCUCCCUCUGUUGUCUGAACAGCUGAACCGAGAUGCCGCAGGACUGAUGCCCGUGCUUUUAGAAAGGCUCCUGGCGCACCUCUCGUCACCGACAGAACGAGAGCCUGACGAAGGCGCAUUGAGGUGCCUCUUGGUCUGUAUGAAGGAGUAUGGCCGUCUGAUGAGCUCUGUUCAGGAUGCCCUGGAGAAAACUUUGCUCAGGCUGCUUGUCACCUGGAAUUCGCAGCUGGUUCAGGAACUGGUCUGCGAGUGUGUGGCGCUACUUCCUUGCUGUCGGCGAGCCGGCGGUGGCGGCAACAAGGGCGCAGCUGCUUCGGAGGCCUGGUCCCAGCAGCUGGGGCGCCUCAUGGCCACCGUGCACACAGCGCUCGACAGCCUCUUCCAGGACCUGCACAUUGACAAGGGGCGGCCCCGAGCAGACAAGGCAGUUCCCCUGGAGGUUCCCAGCUCGCCUGAAGAAAGCCACCAGGCUAGCCUCCUGUGCUGGCGCCGCACCAUGAGCCUCAUGCGAACCAUCAGCCUUAUGCUCGUGGGGUCCAGCAUGCACCAGCCGGUGCUGGUUCCAUUUGAAGACGUACUUGAGCUCGUGUACAGAGUCCUCGGUGCUCACCUUCCGGUCAAGAGCUCUGGUGCCACAGCACAGGCCAACCUUGUUGCAGCCAUCUUGCCCUCUAUUCAACACGAAGCUGUGCAGCUCCUCAGCCAGCUGAUAUGCAGCUGCAGGCAGUUGCUGAUGCCGGAGGCAGUGAACAUUGUGGGCCUGAUUGAGGAAGUGUGCCUUCGCACCACACAGGACCUUUCCAAUGACACACGUCGGCUGCGACAGGCGUGCUACGCUGCACUGUGCCUGUGGCUGCAGACCAUCCGAUCACGGUUGGGCCUCAGCUCACUUGUUGAGAAACUGGUCCCACAUUUGCUGCAAGACAUUGAGCCUGUUGGAGCCACGACUGUCCAGCUGGCAUCUUCAAGGAAUGGUGGAACGACGCCUCAUAAGGACAGAAAUAAAGUGGACGACAACUUUAAUCUCGAGUCCUGUGCACAGUUGUGCGAGAAUGCAUUGAAAGCGUUGCAAGGCCUGGUGAGUGCACCUGGUGCCAUCAUGAAGCCUGAGACUGUGCAGGAGAUACAGUGCAGCGUGGUGACUCUGCUGGUGCGACUCCAGCAGCCAGGCAACCCUCUGCCGCAGCCUUACCGCAGUCCCCGGUGCCGGCGUGCCCUCUAUGCCUUGCUGCUGUCCCUGGCAGCCAGCCGAAACGGCCCGCCACCACUCCACUGCUGUGCUCGGCUCUUCAACGUGGGCCUCAAGGACACAUGCUACGAGGUGGUCGAGCUGUGCAGCCAGGCUCUGUCAUGCCUGUCCCUGCAUCCUCAAGGGUCUGGGCCCACAGGUACAUGGCCCCCACUGCGUUGCCAUCGGGCUGCCUGGGUUCUUGCUGACGGUGCGUGCCAGACAACACCUCCGACACUGGCCAGUGUCGGCUGUCAGGCUCAGUUGCAACCACCUCCUUCGUCGCCACGCCCGGCAGCAGUGGCUGUUCCACAGCCACUCAAACGCAAGGCUGUCACAGCUAUGCACUUCAGAGCUAAGCGCAUCACAACUCUUGGGCCAAUGUACAGAACCAGUAACCAGGAGACUGAAGUGCUGUCUGAUGAGGAUGGGCACGAUUACAUGGAUUAUGAAGAAGAUUAUGAGGACGCGGAGCUGGAGAAGCUGCAGGCUGCAGAGGCCAUGCAGAUGCGCCAUCCUCCAGUGAAUGGUCAAGGCUUCCACGAUCGCCACCUCGGAUCCGGUGUGGGACCAGGCCCGGGGGGUCGCUCUGCUGGUGGUGCCACUGGACCCGCAAGGCUCGUCCCCAUGGCCGAGGACUCGUCAGAGGACGAGGAGGGCUCCGAGGAAGACUACGACGAAGACGAGGAAGAGGGUGACUACGGCGAGUCUGCCGAAGAGCCCUGUAUCGAAGCCAUUGAGCUCGAAAGUGACGACGUCGAUGGGUCGGGCCUGCCACCGCCAGAAAGUGACGGGGCACCCGAGGAAGUGGCGCUUGCGGUGCUUGAAGCAUCGCAUGAGGAAGACCAAGAGGAAGUGGGCGUUGAUUCGGAUGCUGCAUUUUCCAUCACAGCUGACGUCGCGGAGGCUUCUGUAACGGUGACACCUGUGAGCAGCCAGCCCAGCAUUGUCGUUGAGGACGGGCAUGCCGAAGAGGAACAGGUGCCACCGCAGCCUGAGCCUCAGUCUCAGCCAUGCGAGACCGAAGAGGCUGGUGCCGAAGUUGUGCAGGAGCCAUGCGCUGUAACUGCAGAACCAGAAGCAUUGAAAGUGGAAGUAGAAGAACCAGUCCUAGUCGAGAACCACGCGGAGGAAGAAAAGGGUGAAGACUCCAAGCAGGAGGCAUGCGAGGAAACUGGGCUCCCUCCGCCCAGCGAGCCCUCUAUAGAGCCCACAGUGACCAAGCCAUCAUCGGAAGAGCCAAACAAUGGCGCAGCAGAAGCCACAGAAGAAGGGCCUGCGGUCACCGAAAUGCUACGGGACUUUGUGGACUGUGGACCCGACGAGUGAAGGCUCGAAGACGUUACGUACUCCGAUCUUAGGAUGGGAAGGGCCUGUCUUUUUCUUCUCAUUAUCACCACCGAUAUUUUCCAUCGACUUUCUCAACUGACCCCUUCACGUGUUAUAUACACAUAUGCAUACACAAGCAAGUAUGUGAGCUUUGGUGUGGCCUGUGUUCUGCCUCUCCAUUUGGAUGCAUAAGCAUUAAAAUACCCUGCUGAGGCUUCCCCUUUUUCUGGCAGCAUUUUAGGCAAUUCCUUUGUCUCUGUGUAUCUGUAAUAUGUGAAUGAUGCUAGCGUGUCUGAGCCAGUGAUAUGAGGAGAAUAAGUUUUCUGCGCAUCUGUGGUACAGUUGUGAUUUUACUGACUCUCCAGCAUGAAAGCUUGUGACAGUUUCCUUGGGUGUAAGGGAAUUCGAAUGAUACCCUGUGUUUUUUUUU